AUGGAGUCCGACGAGUACCGCCUCGAGACAGUCUUCUUGCCCGAUCACGAUUCCGUACUUCAUAUAAGACGUAGCGCCCGUGAUCCGCCCACCACCGCCGUCUGGACCAACACACGUACCAUCGGUCGCGGCGGUAAUGGGGUCGUAGAGCUCCAAUCCGGACCCUCUGGCUUAGUCCGCGCCGUUUCUGAUCGUCAUGACCUGUUUGUAGUUUUCUUUGGGUGGUAUGAAGAUCAGCACUCCUUGUACAUCGCUAUGGAGUUCGUUGCAAAUGGCGACCUGGGCGAGUAUAUAAAGGCACAUGGGAAGUCGCGGAUACCAGAGGCAACAUGCCAGGCAAUAUCGAAGCAGCUGCUCGAGGCGCCGCAGGUAUUGCAUGAGAGGCUGAUAUGCCACCGUGACCUGAAGCCCCAGAACAUUCUUGUUGCCGCUCUAGAACCGAUCCAUGUCAAGAUAACAGACUUUGGGGCAUCCAAGUAUUUGAAGGGUACUGAGUCUCGCACAAGAGUGGGUACUAGUGGAUAUAUGGCACCGGAGAUAUUGGGUGUAUGGUCACCGCCGAAGGGGCGCGUUCAUUUUGGACGUGCCGUUGAUCUAUGGGCAGCGGGGUGCAUUAUAUACGAGUUGUUGUCGCUGCACCGGCCGUUUGAUAGGCAGUUGGAGGAUCCGGACGUCACGACGGAGGUAUAUUCGGGGGAGGAUUCUGAUCAAAUAGGCGCUGGAGCGGUCUGGCGUCAGCCAGAAUUCGACACAACUCGUGAGAGCUCUGUUGCAGGCCGAUCCAGCAGCCCGAGUGAAGGCAGGGAAGCACUGGGGUAUCCUUGGUUGUUGCGUCCAGAGCAACCCUUUGUAGAUCCAGUUAGGCUGGAACCCAUUGGACGGCCAACCUUUACCGACCCGCCCCAACCGGAGCCCAAUUUGGCUGAGUGUGGGGUACCACUGGAAGACCUCAUCACACCGACCCACUACCCUCACAGGGCAAAGGCGUUGUUUCCCUUUGAGGGCCUCAGACACCCAUCAAAUGAGACUGUGUUGCCAUUCACGAUGUUCGAGAUACUUGAGAUUCUAGACGUUACUGAAUCACCGGCGUGGUGGAGUGCAAAGAACGAGAGUGGGGAUAGGGGUUGGGUACCAUCAACAUGCUUUCUUGUCAUCGACAGCCUCCCGCCUGCUCCGGUGGCGGUGCAUGGAGAUGAACGGCAGUACAAGAUUAGAAUUUAUUAG
Messenger RNA from Morchella sextelata, 1224 nucleotides. RefSeq lists its product as uncharacterized. Bases 1 to 1224 code for a protein of 407 amino acids. NCBI's taxonomy places the organism in Eukaryota, Fungi, Ascomycota, Pezizomycetes, Pezizales, Morchellaceae. Gene Ontology annotation, biological process: protein phosphorylation; mitotic DNA damage checkpoint signaling. Gene Ontology annotation, molecular function: ATP binding; protein binding; protein serine/threonine kinase activity. The transcript has 5 exons. The record is from RefSeq and is a predicted model, not a curated record. Gene Ontology annotation, cellular component: nucleus.